Messenger RNA from Marasmius oreades (fairy-ring Marasmius), 399 nucleotides. RefSeq lists its product as uncharacterized. Gene Ontology annotation, molecular function: DNA-directed RNA polymerase activity; DNA binding. The transcript is spliced from 2 exons. Lineage: Eukaryota; Fungi; Basidiomycota; Agaricomycetes; Agaricales; Marasmiaceae. The coding region runs from base 1 to 399 and encodes 132 amino acids. Gene Ontology annotation, biological process: DNA-templated transcription. The record is from RefSeq and is a predicted model, not a curated record.
AUGGGACGGUGUACCAUCCUCAAACCGAAACCACUGUGGACCGGAAAACAAAUCCUCAGUCUCGUCAUUCCGCGGGGUAUCAACAACAUUCACCGUGCACCAGAUCCCAAAUCAUCCAAUCUUGUCUUUGACGACGGUAUGAUGAUAGACAACGGCGAAAUCAUCUUUGGGAUUGUGAAGAAUGGAUACCGUCGGUGCUUCACAAGGUGGAUUGGUGCACGUCGUCGUCUUCAGAGAAAAGGGCCCCGAGGCAUUGGUAUUGGCGACACGAUUGCGGACAUGAAAACCAUGUCAUACAUCACCCAGACCAUUGCAGAGAGCAAGGCAAACGUCGCGAAGAUCAUCAUAGAGGAUCAUAUAGGAUCGUCUCAAAGCCAAGCCUGGCCUGACCAUUCGUGA